Molecule: messenger RNA, 1950 nt
Organism: Penicillium bovifimosum
Lineage: Eukaryota; Fungi; Ascomycota; Eurotiomycetes; Eurotiales; Aspergillaceae
Product: VHS domain protein
Exons: 8
Coding region: 1-1950 (649 amino acids)
Biological process (GO): Golgi to endosome transport; protein transport to vacuole involved in ubiquitin-dependent protein catabolic process via the multivesicular body sorting pathway; Golgi to vacuole transport
Cellular component (GO): trans-Golgi network
Molecular function (GO): phosphatidylinositol binding; ubiquitin binding
Source: RefSeq, a predicted model, not a curated record
AUGGCAGCUAGGGACCGCUUCGGGGUCUACGCUGACCCGGGCUCUUCCCCGUUGCAGCGGGCAAUUCGACGAGCCUGCGAUCCUCAAAACUACGAGCCGAACUUGGCCCUGAACCUCGAAGUCGUGGACUUAAUAAAUUCCAAGAAAGGCAAUGCGCCCCGAGAGUCGGCAUUUGAAAUCGUUCAUCUAAUCAAUUCGCGGAACCAAAAUGUCGCAUUAUUGGCCUUGGCGCUACUCGACAUCGCGGUCAAGAACUGCGGCUAUCCCUUCCAUCUCCAGAUCGCCACAAAGGAAUUCCUGAAUGAAUUGGUCCGCAGGUUCCCGGAGCGGCCGCCCAUUCGGCCCUCCAGGGUGCAGCACCGCAUCUUGGAGUCGAUCGAGGAGUGGCGGCAGACGAUCUGCCAGACAUCGCGCUAUAAGGAGGAUCUAGGUUUUAUUCGGGACAUGCACCGUCUCUUGCUCUACAAGGGUUAUAUGUUCCCUGAAGUCCGCCGAGAAGAUGCCGCGGUAUUGAAUCCGAGUGAUAACCUCCGCUCUGCCGAUGAGAUGGAGGAAGAAGAGAGGGAAGCACAGUCUGCUAAGCUCCAAGAAUUGAUUCGGAGAGGAACGCCAGCCGAUCUACAAGAAGCCAAUCGGCUCAUGAAGGUCAUGGCGGGAUACGAUAAUCGGCAUAAGACUGACUACCGGGCGAAAGCUGCGGAGGAGGUUGUUAAAGUGCAGCAAAAAGCCAAGAUUUUGGAGGAAAUGCUACAAAAUCAGCAGCCCGGGGAACCUGUCCCCGAGGGCGAUGUUUUCGAGGAACUUGCAGGUGCCUUGCAAAGCGCUCAUCCCAAGAUUCAAAAGAUGUGCGAAGAGGAAUCGGAUGAUCCCGAGGCCGUUCAUAAGCUACUGGAGAUUAAUGACAGCAUACAUCGCACCAUCGAGCGAUAUAAGCUAGUCAAAAAGGGCGACCUGGAUGCUGCAUCUCGGAUUCCGAAGGGAACACUGGGCACCUCCACCGGAGUUUCAACGAACGCAAACAACGAGCUCUCGUUGAUCGACUUCGAUCCGGAGCCCGAACCCAGCUCCAACGGCAACCAGACUGGACCAGCCCAGGGUGGCAGCUCGUUGGAAAAUGACCUGCUUGGUCUUUCAUUAGGUGACCAAGGAUCCUCUACUGGGGGUGGUAUCUCCCUUGGGUCAUCCAACAACUUCCCGUCCAUGUCAGCAAGCUCAACACCACCUGCUCCGUCACAGCCUCAACAACAGGCGUCGACAGCAUUCAAGCCUAAUUAUGAUAUCCUUGCUUCUUUGAACAAUUCGCGACCUGUCUCUCAAUCUCCCACACCCGUCAUGGGAGUCUCGCCUCAAGUCCAGGCUACAGCGAGCCCGCCGCCAGCGGCCGAUCCAUUUGCGUCUCUCGUCUCUGCCAGUCCACGGGCAACAUCUAGUCCUUUCCAACCACCGCAAGGUCAGCCCGCUCCCGCUUCGUCUUCAUUGCUUGACCUGGUCGGAGGCCCGGGUCCGUCUCCGCAACCGACGCGGCAGGCCGCAGCCGAAGACGAUGAAUGGGACUUUGCAUCCUCACUGCCAGCCGGCAAUGCACUGCCCUCGACCAACAAGAUUCAAGUCCUCAACUCCCAACUCCGCGUGGACUUUGCUGCACGUCGUUUGCCGACCCAGCCGCGCCAGAUCCAUGUCGUAGCUCACUUCUCAAAUACAACCAGCCAACCCAUUUCAGAGCUUCAUUUCCAGGUCGCUGUGGAGAAGGCUUACACACUCCAGCUUCGACCACAAUCAGGCCGAGACAUCGCACCUGAGCAGCAGAAUGGCGUCCAGCAAGAGAUGCUGAUGGACGGUAUUGACUCUGGGAAGGGCAACUCAGUCAAGAUCCGGUACAAGGUGUCUUACAAGCUCGGUGGUGAGGCACGCGAGCAUCAGGGCAUGGUGCCACCUCUCGGCAUCUCCUAA